ACAGUCCAUUUCCUCCAACUCCAUUGAAUUAUUCCUGCUUGAAUAACUAAAAAAAUGCCCCGUGGAAUGCCUCGUAUUUUGUUUGUGAGCGGUUUCUCUUCUCACACUCGCGCCAAGGACCUAGCGUACGAGUUUGAGAAGUACGGCCCUCUCGUUAGGUGCGACGUCCCCGCGACGCGUAACCCAAAUGCAAACCCGUAUGCCUUCGUCGAGUUCAGGUAUGAACGUGAUGCCGAAGAUGCUUACUACGACAUGCAUGGCGCCCGCAUUGACGACCGCCGCAUUACCGUCCAGUGGGCGAAGAAUCCCCCUUCUGCCAUUUGGCGCCUGGAUGACCGUCCUCGCCGUGAUCGCUCUCCCCCGCGCCGCAGGGACGAUGACCGUGACCGUGAUAGACGUCGUUCACGUUCGCCUCCUCGGCGCAGGGACGACGAUCGCGACCGUGACCGUGACAGGCGCGACAGAGACAGGGACGAUGACAGGAGGGACAGGGACAGAGAUGAGAGGGACAGGGAUCGCGAUCGCGAUCGUGAUGAUCGUCGCGACAGGGAUAGGGAUGACAGGCGGGACAGAGAUCGCGAUGACCGGAAGGAUCGCGAAAAGGAGCCCAAUGGUGACUCCCGUCGUGACGGGAAAGAGGCUGAUAAAAAGCCCAACGGUGAAGUUAAGGAGGAGAGCGCUAAGCCGGACAUCCGCGACAACGCCAUGACCCCUCCUUACGACAACUGAAUUAGGGUUUCUGCCUCAGAACUCGUGCGGUGUCCGAAAGUGCUCCUUGUUAGUUACUUGCUUGAUUCUUGUUGAUCCUUCUACAGUAGUUUACUCAUACACGCUAGCUCGUACAACCUCGCUGAGGUC
This is a messenger RNA of Dacryopinax primogenitus, 858 nucleotides long. Its product is annotated as RNA-binding domain-containing protein. Gene Ontology annotation, biological process: mRNA splicing, via spliceosome. The transcript has 4 exons. NCBI's taxonomy places the organism in Eukaryota, Fungi, Basidiomycota, Dacrymycetes, Dacrymycetales, Dacrymycetaceae. Gene Ontology annotation, cellular component: nuclear speck. The coding region runs from base 55 to 729 and encodes 224 amino acids. The record is from RefSeq and is a predicted model, not a curated record. Gene Ontology annotation, molecular function: RNA binding.